AUGAGUACUCCUAUGUACCCAAACACUGUUCUAGACAAGAAUGAUGAAAGCUCACCGGUCGAUCCAACAUCGUACCGAGGGAUGAUAGGAUCUCUACUGUACCUUACUUCAAGCAGGCCUGACAUCAUGUUCAGUGUUUGCCUAUGUGCCAGAUUCCAGGUAAAUCCUCAACAAUCUCAUCUCAGUGCAGUUAAACGAAUAUUUAGAUACCUAAUAGAUACUGCUAAUCUUGGUCUGUUAUAUGAGAAAGGUAGUGAUUUCAGGCUUAGAGGAUACUGUGAUGUUGAUUAUGCUGGAGAUAUAGUAGAACGAAAAAGCACUAGUGGAGGAUGUCAUUUUCUAGGAAACUGUUUAGUUUCUUGGUCUAGCAAAAGGCAAAGCACCAUAUCCCUAUCCACUGCUGAAGCUGAGUACGUAGCAGCGAGUUCUUGUUGCACUCAACUUCUAUGGAUCAAGCAUCAACUUGAAGACUACAACAUUCAUGAAAAUCACAUACCUUUGUUAUGUGACAAUACAAGUGCUAUAAAUAUUGCGAAAAAUCCAGUUCAACACUCAAGAACAAAGCACAUUGAGAUUAAUCAUCAUUUCAUCAGAGAUCUAGUUGGGAAAGGACAUAUUGAUAUGUCUUAUGUUCAUACUGAAGAUCAACUUGCUGACAUUUUGACUAAACCCCUACAGGAAGGCAGAUUCUCUGACCUAAGAGAAAGAAUCAAUAUGCAAUAUGCAUGA
Molecule: messenger RNA, 729 nt
Organism: Lotus japonicus
Lineage: Eukaryota; Viridiplantae; Streptophyta; Magnoliopsida; Fabales; Fabaceae
Product: secreted RxLR effector protein 161-like
Exons: 1
Coding region: 1-729 (242 amino acids)
Source: RefSeq, a predicted model, not a curated record